GGUUCUGGAAGUAAAACCACAACGCCAGAACACAGCGGAGCAGCAUAUCAAAGCAGAUGCGAUGCCCAAUGCAAUUACAACUACAAUUGCAACGGCACUUGCAGCUGCAAUUCCUGCGUCCAAUAUGUCGGACUUAUGCAUCACAAGCUAGGAAACGACCCAGUAGACUCGAGAGCACGAUUUCGUUGGACCAUUUCCUCCAACGCAGUAAAGCCCUCUCCCUCUGGCGCGACAUCGUCCGCGGCUGCAAGAAGAUCUCCGAUCCUAGCACGAAAGCGGAGACGUUGAGGUUUGCGAAGGAGGAGUUUGUGAGGAAUAGGCGGGUUAAGGAUAUUACACAGAUCAGAUACCUUAUAUCGACGGGGAAGACACAAUGGGAGACUAUGGAGAGGUAUAUUGAUGGGUUAUGAGGAUAUCUAGUCUGGUCAGACGGACGUCCAUAUUCUGCGACAUUGCCACACACAGGAUUGGCCAAAGACUUCUUGGGGGGCUUCACUAGACGAAAACUGCUCCAAGCGGGAUAUAGAGGGGUAUAAUGGUCUCUAGUGCAAAUGCAAUACACGACCUCGACAGUAAAGUCGGGCCCAUAAAUCCUUCCCAAGACCGCCUGUCUAUCUUCGUACACUUAUCCAUCUUGUAAUCUCAACACUUAGAAUCCCAAACGCCAGCCCAUGCAUACAAUGCUGUAUUGUACAUUAUCCUCUCUUCCCCUUGCCCUUCAAUUCUCCGACCUCACUCCUCACUCAUGCUGUAGCGUUGGUCCCUUCCUAGCCAUAGCACCUUCAAGCAGUCGCGCGCAUCACCCCAAUUCCAUUCCAACCCAAUCCCUACUUCCCCUGCCGUUGCUUAUGCUUCGGGUUCAACGAGCAGAUGAUAUACACAUGGCCCUUUCCCGUCUUGCCUCCUUUCCUGCGUACACUCUGUAAAUGUAAUUAGCAUCUGUACACUACUUUUCUCUUAUCCGCAAAUGUCAACGAAACACAAUAGAAGCUGCAAAGCAUGCCUGCUCCCAACGACCAAAUCCCAGCAUCUAAGCCGAAACAUCCUCUCCUCCAUCUCGCCCUCUACCUCCUCUUUUCCUUCUUCACCUUCCCCCUCCCAUUCCCCCUCUCCCAUUUCUCAAUCUCUCAAUCUCCCAAUCUCCGUUCCAAGUCUCUCACACCACCAAAAAGAUAGCCAAAUCAACAUACCUUACACCCCUCACAAAGCUUCUUCACCGAACUCCUAACCUUCAUCCCUCUCACUUGUCCUUGCCCUUGCUUCAAUGCCCCCAAACCCAUCGCAGAUAUCAUCGGCCUACUCGAGCCCAAACUCAUCGCAGAAAACGCUCUCGUCGCACUCAAUGUGCGGGCCGCGAUCGAGGUGGAUGUGGAUCUGAGGGCGGAGGAAGAGGCUGUGCAUUGUCGAAUUGAGAAUGAAGGGAAGACCACGCGCGCGGUGCGAAGGAGGGAGGUGAGUGGUAUCAUUUUCGAACCUGGCGUGGGUUUUCAGUGCAACGGUAUUGGGAGAGGUGUGUUGCAGCAGAUGGUGGUUUGGAGAGAGAGCUUGAGG
Cadophora gregata is the source of this 1551-nucleotide messenger RNA. RefSeq lists its product as uncharacterized. The transcript has 3 exons. The coding region runs from base 57 to 410 and encodes 117 amino acids. Lineage: Eukaryota; Fungi; Ascomycota; Leotiomycetes; Helotiales; Ploettnerulaceae. Gene Ontology annotation, cellular component: mitochondrion. The record is from RefSeq and is a predicted model, not a curated record.